AGCUUUCCUGGUUUCUCAAAUCAAAGAUGGGUGAGAAUGAAAAACAAACAAAAUCAAGGGUGUUGUGUGCUUUACUUGUCACUGCUAUGUUUCAAUUCUUUUUCUCAUCUGCCAAACAGAUUCAGAGCAUCACGAAAAUGCAGACCCAAUCCCCCAAGCGUAUUGGAUCCUCCUUCAUUUUUCCUGUUCAAGGAGACGUCUAUCCUAAUGGGUUCUUCUAUACUUCAGUAAACAUAGGAAAUCCACCCAAAACCUACUACCUUGAUAUCGACACCGGCAGCGAUCUUACAUGGGUCCAAUGUGCAGUACCUGGUGCCAAGCUGCACAAGGCCCCCCACAAUCCAUACAAGCCCAACAACAAUGUUGUAUCCUGUAAGGAUCCCUUAUGUGCCUCUGUCCACCACCCGCCGGAUCAUCCCUGCAGGAGCCCCAGUGAUCAAUGUGACUACGAGGUUGGAUAUGCCGACCAUGGUUCUUCCCUUGGUGUGCUGGUUAGAGACUACUUUACCUUCAAUGUGGCUGCUAAUAGACAAAUUAAUCUGACCUUUGGGUGUGGAUAUGAUCAGGAAUUUUCCGAUCCAUCUACUCCUUCGGUGGAUGGAGUUUUUGGCCUUGCCAAUGGCAAAUCAAGCAUUCUGUGGCAGCUACAGAGUCUCCGUCUAACACGGAAUGUAAUUGGUCAUUGUUUCAGUAGACAAGGGAAAGGAGUUCUUUUCUUUGGAGAUGGUCUCAUUCCUCCAGGAAUUGUUUGGACACCAAUGAAAACCAAUGAAUUGAACCAAUACUUGUCUGGACCAGUGGACCUCCUACUUGGUGAGCAGACUCUUGUUGCCAAGAGUCUUUAUAUAGCUUUUGACAGUGGGAGUACCUACACUUAUCUCAAUUCCCAAGCAUACAGAGAUACACUUUCUAAGAUUAUGCUGGAGUUAAAGACAAAGCCUUUAAAGCCAGUUAAGGAUGGAUCAUUACCGGUCUGCUGGAAAGGUGCAGGGCCUUUUCGAUCCAUAGAAGCAGUCACAAACUACUUCAGUCCCUUGGCAUUAAGGUUUACGAUCAACAAUGCUCCUUUCUCUUUCGCAUUACCACCUGAAAAUUAUCUCAUCGUGACUUCUAAUGGCAACGUGUGUUUGGGGAUUCUGAAUGGAGCAGAAAUAAAUUUGGGAAAUCUGAAUAUCAUUGGAGACAUUUCUAUGUCAGACAAGGUGGUGGUUUAUGACAACGAGAGGAGGAUGAUUGGAUGGGCUUCUUCGAAUUGUGAUACGUGAUUUUGAAUUCUUUUUCCGGUAUCGUUCUUCAAC
This is a messenger RNA of Cornus florida, 1298 nucleotides long. Its product is annotated as aspartic proteinase Asp1-like. The transcript has 8 exons. Lineage: Eukaryota; Viridiplantae; Streptophyta; Magnoliopsida; Cornales; Cornaceae. The record is from RefSeq and is a predicted model, not a curated record. Bases 27 to 1265 code for a protein of 412 amino acids. Gene Ontology annotation, molecular function: aspartic-type endopeptidase activity. Gene Ontology annotation, biological process: proteolysis.